Molecule: messenger RNA, 2240 nt
Organism: Colletotrichum destructivum
Lineage: Eukaryota; Fungi; Ascomycota; Sordariomycetes; Glomerellales; Glomerellaceae
Exons: 1
Coding region: 268-2229 (653 amino acids)
Source: RefSeq, a predicted model, not a curated record
CUUCCUGUCACCUUUACGUACCUACCAACCUAGGAGGAAUCAGUUGCCUGCAUCCAUUUCUCACCUGGGUGUGCAUCAAUAUCUCAACCGUUUUCUGUAUCACCCUGCCACGCUGUAUUCUUGUGCUCAUCACUUAUCUCGACGCCGUAUCGUUAACCUUUUCCUCCCACAGCCGAACUCAACCUUAUACCAGUGAUCUAUUCGCCAACCUCUUAGCUGACAUUUGCUCACGUCCGCCUGCUAUAUCAGCGGCUCUGUCGCUUCCCGAUGGCACCCAGCUCCCCUAGUUUUCUUGAUCGAUUCUCGCCCACACGUCAGCAAAACCCCAUUCUUCCGUUACACACGCCUCACAGCCGACGCGCCGAUGACUACGACCUCGACGACCUUUCCCCGAGACCCGAUGAAACUCCGUUGCUGCCAGAAUCGCCACACCCGCCCAUCACCAUGUCCAAACGACACUCUCCCUCUCCUACACAUCCAUGGGACGAUGGCCCCUUCAGCCCAGAAGGCUCCGUCUCCAAGUUGAAGCCCAAGGCCUUGUUUGCAGGUCCGCCUCCUCCUAUAGCUGCCUCCGUGUUGCUAAAGCCGUCUGCCUCGCAGAGCAGGCGCGGUACUCGGGCGCGAACAACAGAUACCAGUUAUAGCACCAAGGCGAUGGCGGCCGGCCGGGUUACGCUUGGGAGCAUUUUGUUCGACCGCGGGUCUCACGAUUCAAGCGCAUCUCGCGUGGACUCGGUUUGGCGCAGCUUGCAACAUCGAGAACGGUCUCUUCAGAAGGAAGUCCAACUCUUGCUUGACAUGCAGGCCACCGGGUUGGUCUCGGGCAGUGAAUAUAUCGACUCCAGCGCUGGGGGUCCUGAAACAUGGAGCGAUUCCGGCAGUAGCACCCCAACAGGCACGUUUUACUCCACAGCAACUUCCAAAUCACGAAUGAUGGCAUCCCUAGACGUGCCAGCGCGCGCCACCUCUCGAGGCGACAUCAUACCUGUGCGACAGCCCAAGGCUCCAGGGCCGCAAGGUCUCCGUGCCGCCCGUAGCGGGCUGCGACGGGCGUUGGCGGCUCUAGCCGAUCUCAAAGCCGAGGAGAACGAAUACAUCGAGUCGUCCCUCUUCCAGAGGAACAGGGCCCUUGCAUACCUGGAUCAAUUGGAUACUCGCAAGACUAGCAUUUCGGCCGAACUCCACGGUUUGGCAGACGACGAAGAGGAGCCUCUGGCAAAGGAGCUCCGGGGCCUUAAGGAGCAACACAACGCCAUCGCCCGGGAUAUCCGCGAGUUGGAGGAGAAGUUGGUUGGCAUGCGGAACCGUCAACGGUGGCUCGAGCGAACAAUGGAAGAUGUCCGUAAUCGCCGAGAGGCUGGUCUAAGCGGCUACAGGGGCGCUUUGAAAGAGGUUGAAGGAGAAGUUGAAUCCCUCCUGCGCCGGCCUCCCAUCGAGCCACUGGAUCUAGGAAUUAUUGAAGCCGUCUCACGCAGCGAAUCUGGAAAAGCUAAUGGCACUAAGGACCCCCCUGGAGGAGUCGAGUUCUUCCGUAUGAUACCAGCGCGGCGUACUUUGGCCAUGGCAAAGGACUGGUGGGAAAGCGAGGUAGACUUUUUGCAGAAGCGUAAGGCGCAGGUCGACAAGGAUCACGAUGCGCUCGACAAAGGUAUGGAGCUAUGGCGGGAAACGAUCAAGCUUGUCACCGAAUUUGAAGCCGAUUUGCGCCGGACAUUGAGCGGCGGCGGCGGCGGUCCCGCAACCGUGGGCAAGCAACCUCAGGUAGCACGGCAAGAAGGCGUACAGGCGCUGCUACCGCGGAUGGGAAAGGUUAUUCUGGAACUGAGGGAACAUUUGAGGACUGCCGAGCGUAAGAGCUGGAAUCUCUUGAUUUGUGCCAUUGGGGCCGAGCUCGAGGCUUUCCAAGAAGCCCAGAGUCUGCUUCGAGCGAGUCUGCCACAGCCCCAGGCAGCGGCUUCUAUAGAAGAUGUCGAAGAACCCUGGCACAACAGUGAUGGUGAACCGCAUUCGACGGCACAAGCGGAGCCUGGUGGCACAAGCAUGGUGGAGAGCCAUCACGACGAGAGUGACAAUGAGGUUCCUGCCGAUUUGCUAGUGUCGCGGCUGGAAGAGCAAAAGGAUGGUCACUCCCAUGUCGGGUAUCUACAAACCUCAUCGUCGAGACGGGACAGCUACAAUGAGGUGCCGCCAGAGUUCUUGGCGGAGCACAACGAGCACUUCGUCGCAUAGACUGACUAGCC